CGGGAAAAGAGAAUCGUCGGCUUGCUUGGCGCUGGCUGUGGUUCCAUCUCUUCUGCCGGUCAGGAUCGGUAUCGUCGGCCCUCCAGACUGUGAAAAUCCAAGCGAGAUCAGAAUGAGCAAUGGCGUCCCGGGCAGCCAUGACGACGAUGUCCGCGCACGACACAACGCCAGGGCAGGAGGCCUCGAGCACCGACUUAAUCCGGUCGAUGGCGUCCAGUCGCCGGAUUCCAAAGUUGUUGGAGGAGGCGAGCUCGCUGGUGGUGACCGGCGAGAAGGAUUGAUUUUUGGUGGUGGCGAGAAGGAUGGAUCCAUCGCAGCCCUGGACUUGGCAGUCGUGGAAGACUAGGCGGACCAGCGCAGCGGAGAGAGUUGGAUCGAGCAGGGUCAGUCGCUGGACUGUGGAACGUGUCAUGGAUUCGGCGUUCGGACAACUCUGCUGAUAGAAUCCCGGGGUCAGGCCUCCUGCUGCUGCAUCCAUCACCGGAACAAGAACUGGAAGCAACAGGAGCAGCAUUGAGAUUCUUCCGGCCAUCGAAAGAGAUCCGAGUUAAGGAAAAAGAAAAAAACACAAAGUGGAAGUGCCUGGAGCGAUCAACAGCAGGCUAGCCAGUAUCAGAAUUAAAAUUCCGCUGGGCGAGCUUUGAUAAUGGCAGUUGAAGCAGAUGAACCAGAUGUUUCCACGCACAGGAUUAAAACUCUCUUUGUGCGCUAAAAAUGAAACUAUCUAUGGUGGCAAACUCGAGCCUUGAAGCAAGGCUUGAUUAAUGUGAACGAUGGAAAGAUGAAGCACCACGUUUGCUAUUACAGCGGCAUUUCUUCCUUGUUUGUCUGCUAUCCGCUAUCUCGAUCUUUCAAAGAGUGAAGAGCGAAGGGUGUUGACCUGGUUCUUUCCCACACGUUUCUGCAAGAUUUAGUUGGCAUCAACAGCUGGAAGAGAUGAUCACUCUAGUGUCUGAGAUGGUUGGGGAAGCACAGGCUCAUCAGAUUGUGCUCAAGGCAGCGAAGGAGGUCGAUGUUAUAAUCGCCAUCAUCAAGCAGGCAAUGUUCCAUGGGGUGACAGUGGGCCUAAGUAUCAGGCCAUUCUUGACUUGCGCAGCGAUCCCGGAGAAAGAACUUCUGAUAGCUGGCUUGAAGAAAGGCCUGAUCAAUCUGGACGAUGGAGAGAUGACGCACUGUGUCGGCGAAUACAGCAUCGCUGAUGCGUUCUUUGUGCUUGCAACCAAAGCCUGCUAUCCGCUGCCUCAAACUCUCGAAGAGCUGCUAAGCUUUACCUCCAAUGUUUCAGAGAUGGUAAAGUUUGAGGCGUUUUGUAAUCUUGUGGAGCCUGAUGAGGAGACAUCCAUAGCCAUGGCCACGAGCUUAUCCAACAAGAAAAUGAUGGGAGAAGCUUUGUUUAUAUUGAACACACACCUCAAAUCUUCCAAGUCACCCGAAGUAACUAUACUCGAAGAUACAGUUAAAGGGAAGUGGUGAUUCCCUCGUCUUGGACGGAAUGAAUUUAAAUCUACUUUUUUUU
Messenger RNA from Selaginella moellendorffii, 1516 nucleotides. RefSeq lists its product as uncharacterized. NCBI's taxonomy places the organism in Eukaryota, Viridiplantae, Streptophyta, Lycopodiopsida, Selaginellales, Selaginellaceae. The transcript has 3 exons. Bases 937 to 1473 code for a protein of 178 amino acids. The record is from RefSeq and is a predicted model, not a curated record.